AUGGAUGACACAGACACAUACUUAUUGAAUUUCAAAGGCUAUUACUUUCAGCGUGCUACAGUUGAUAUUGACCUACUAGAAAAUCUAGAAGAUUUUGAAAUUAGAGAUGACGAUGUCUUCAUAGUCACAUAUCCAAAAUCUGGUACAAUCUGGGCUCAGCAGAUAUUGAGUCUGAUUUAUUUUGAGGAACAUCGUAACAGAACUGAUAAUGUGGAAACAGUGGAUAGAGCUCCUUUCUUUGAGUAUAAUGCACGAAAAAUGGACUUCCACGCUCGCCCAUCUCCUCGUCUCUUUACUUCUCACCUCCCGUAUUAUUUGGCUCCAAAAGGUCUUAAGAACAAAAAAGCUAAAAUAAAAUCUGCAGAAGGAAAAUGA
Messenger RNA from Chrysochloris asiatica (Cape golden mole), 375 nucleotides. Its product is annotated as amine sulfotransferase-like. Gene Ontology annotation, cellular component: cytoplasm. Gene Ontology annotation, molecular function: sulfotransferase activity. Bases 1 to 375 code for a protein of 124 amino acids. Gene Ontology annotation, biological process: sulfation. The transcript has 3 exons. The record is from RefSeq and is a predicted model, not a curated record. Lineage: Eukaryota; Metazoa; Chordata; Mammalia; Afrosoricida; Chrysochloridae.